AUGAUAUUCCUCAUACUCCUCAAAAAGGGUGAGACUGAUCCAAAAGUGGCAAAGGCUUUUUCAGAACUUCGACAGACAGAAGCUUUGUCUAAAGAAAUCAACAACGAACUUCUUGAGUCAUUGCCUGCUGCAUACGAUAAUCGAACUUUCUGUGUGAACACCCUCCAGACACUUUUCAACACUCAUAAUAUUUAUCAAUCGGAAUGCAGCAAGUUGAACAUACAAAUCGUUUCACUUGAUAGUCUUGGAGAAUCUAUCAACACAUCGCGAGUUCCGCGACCAGAACCUCGUCCAGAUACGCCGACUGAUAGCGUCGCGGACGUAAGACUUUCAAAGAUAAGUUCGCACCGUUCCACGCCCUCUCCUGUCCCCGCUCCUCCUCCGGCAACGCCAGCUUCUUUGGCAGAUUCCGCUGCAAACCAACCAAAUGCGUCUUCUGGUGGCAAUCCAUUUGAAGAAGGUAAUGUGGAGGAAGUUUUCGAGAAUAAGAUCUAUCCGGUAUGUUGGUUAAUCUUAAUCUGA
Messenger RNA from Cylicocyclus nassatus, 522 nucleotides. Lineage: Eukaryota; Metazoa; Nematoda; Chromadorea; Rhabditida; Strongylidae. The record is from the annotation of a GenBank genome assembly.